This is a messenger RNA of Emiliania huxleyi CCMP1516, 2832 nucleotides long. RefSeq lists its product as hypothetical. NCBI's taxonomy places the organism in Eukaryota, Haptophyta, Isochrysidales, Noelaerhabdaceae. The record is from RefSeq and is a predicted model, not a curated record. The coding region runs from base 1 to 2832 and encodes 943 amino acids. The transcript is spliced from 6 exons.
AUGUUGUGUGCCCCCCUACUCCCAACCGUUGUCGGCGCCACACACAUGCUCAAGAUCUUGCUGCUCUGGAUUGCCGCGGAGACGUCCUGCUUCACCGCAUUCCGUUCUGGCGAGAUCUGGUACGACACAAGCGGCGCACCCAUUGACGCGCACGGCGGCGGCUUCCUUUUAGACCGCGGCGUGUAUUACUGGUACGGCAGUGCCCGGAACGGGAUGAACCCGGCGUGCUGCCACGACCAUGGGAUCAACCUGUACACGUCCACCGAUCUCUACAGCUGGACGCACCGAGGGCUCCUCCUGCACGCGUUCAACGGCUCCUCCACUGGCAAUACUUGGCACACGUUCAACGGCUCCUCCGUUCGGCGGCCGUACGUCUUCGGUCCCCUGGAGCGGCCCAAGGUGAUACGAUGCGCAGGCACCGGCCGGUAUGUCAUGUGGGUGCGCGGCACCGGCGAGCUCAACGAUCCCCAGCUGUUGGCCGUUGCGACGAGUGAUGCGCCGACGGGCCCGUUUCGCUUCGUCGGUGACCAGACGGACCCCUUCCACACCGUCUACCCAGGCAACCCAAACCUACCGGCCGGCUAUCAGUACGGAGAUGCCACGCUGUUUCAGGAUCCGCGCACGGGCCGCGCCUACGUAUACUGGCGCACACGCGUGAACCCGCAGCACACCGGCUUUCGCGGUAUGGAGCUGACAGAGGAUUGCACCGACGUCCGCCCGGGGAGCGACACGCAGCUCUUCGUGACCCCCAACCGAGAAGCGCCGGCCGUCUUCUUUGCAAACGAACGCUUCUACCUCUGGUUGAGCGGCUGCAAAGGCUGGGCGCCAACCGCGACGUACCUAUACACGGCACCAACCGCCCUCGGUUGCUUCAACUGCUCGGGCUUGAACAACUCGAAGGGCUGGCUCGUCGGCUGGCAGCCGCCGCCCAUCCCCGAGCCCGGGCAGCCGGGCAACCGAAAAAGAAAACGGCCGGCCGCCUGGGCCUUUGGCAGCCAAAGCACCUAUGUCCUCGCCAACCCUCUGUACCGGGAGGGCUCGGCGCUGGCGCCGUUUGUGUAUAUGGCCGAUCGGUGGACGCCGAGGAACAACGUAUCGUUUGGCACCUACGUGUGGCUGCCGCUCUUCAUCGACCCGCAAAACGCGUCGAGGCCCGGGGCCACGCGGCCGGGCACCAGGCCUUCGAUGGCGGCCUCGCCCGCCAUCGACCUGGGAGAGCCGCUCGCGGCUUUGUUCAAGCGCGCGCGCGUCGCCGACAGCCUCUACCGCAGGUAUGAGGGGCGGCUCGCGGAGCUGGGCAUUGGCGAUGCUGGCGACCUCCUCGACGAGGUCGCUGAGAAGGGCAUCGGCUCGCUCGACAUCCACGACCGCCAGGCGGAGAAGCUCCGCCAAGCUCUUCUCGGCCGGCGGGGCUGGGGGGACGCAGCUGCGGUCUUGGCAUCCCUCAGCGGCUUGUCGCUGGGCGACACCCCGGCUGGGGUGGCGGCUGGCGAUCAGGCGGCUGGUGGCGGGGCAGCGGCUGGCGGCGAGGGCCGCGGCGGCGCGCGCCCCGAAGAGGCGGACGGCGGUGCCUGCGACGCGCAGGCCGCUGAAGGUGGGUCCGGAGGUGGGACCGAGGGAUCCAGUUUGGACCCCUUGGAGCCCGCGCUGCCGGAGAGCGGCGAUGGGACGAUCACCGCCGCGGGGGGGGAGGAGGAGGCGGGCGAGGCGGCUGCUGAGGCGUUGGCGGAGGCGGCGGUCGACGCCGUCUACGGGGCGCUCGUGGCGGCGACGCUCGAGGAGUGGGCGGGCGCGAGCACGGACAACCCCGUCUCCGCGGAGGACGCUCGAGGCCCAGGCCUCGAGUGUCGGGAUUGCUUUGAGAACUUCUACAAGGAGUAUGACGUGGAGCCUUGGCUCUGGCGCCGGGCGUUGCGUGAGGGCUGGUCGGAGCUGGGGGGCUGGUCGAGAGAGGAGAUGGAGGCGGCGGAGAAGGAGAUCUGGCGCGGCGAGAGUUCUGAGAUCUCUCAGCUAGGCGAGUGGGUCUGCGAUGGUUGCCUGGAGGGCUAUUUGGGGGGGGGCUUUGGCGACUACUCGGAGCUGCGCAGCGGCUACGUUGCGCCGUAUCCGAGUAACCCCUGGAUAGGUCGCUCGCGCGACCUCUCCUGGAUGCGCAAGGGGCCCAUUGGGGUCACGCGGAGGGAGGCGCUGUUAGCGGCGGAGGAGGCGAAGGCGGCCGCGCGGGCGGCGGAGAAGGCGCGGGCGGCGGAGGGGGGGAAGGGCGGCGGCAGCGGGCGGCAGCGUGUUUUCAUGGCCGGUUUGGGCGUGAUCGAUACGGGCGUGAUCGAUACUUUUGGGGCGGAGAUUGUCGACGCAAGCGAGCCACUCGAGCCUAGCUUUGAGAUCCAGACGGGGAGCGCGCAGAUCGUUCUCAAGGGCGAGGACGCGUACGGCUCGCGCAAGCUCGUGCUUGAGUCCUCCGACGAGCUGCACGUGACAUUUGUAUGUGACGGCCAUGGCGGUGCCGCCGCGGCGCAGCUGUGUGCCGACAAACUGUUGCCGAUUCUCAUCGAGGAGGCGCGCGGCGACGGCUCGACAGCCAGCCUGCAGCGCGCCGCGACAAGAGCGUGCGCAAGGCUGCACGCCGAGGCGCGGGCGGCUUCGACUGCUGGCAGCACCCUCACCUGCAUCAUCGUGCACCCGGGGCGGCGCGAAGUGACGGCGUUCAAUCUGGGCGACUCGGCGGCGUGGAUGGUUCCCCGAGACGGCUCCGCCGCCACCCUCCUCGCCGAGGUCCCUGCGUUUGCGUGCGGGCCGGUCCUCCGUGCUACUAGGAUCGUGCAGCACUACUGA